UGCGGAGCGUACGUGCUGAGGGGGUGGCGUCGCGCGACGGCUGAGCGGCGAGAGGGAGGAUUUGGCGGGAGUGCGAAGAGCUCGCGGUCGGGGAGGCUACGCACCAUGAGCGCGCGGCUGAGCGAGGGGGCCAUCGCGGCCAUAAUGCAGGGAGAGAAUAAUUUAAAGCCUGUCCUCCAAGUCAUUAACAUCCGUGCCAUAGCCACAGGAAAUGGGCCACCUCGUUACCGUGUGCUGAUGAGCGAUGGGGUGAACACACUUUCCUCUUUCAUGUUGGCUACACAGCUGAACUCUCUAAUUGAAGAGGAGCGCUUGUCUGCCCACUGUAUCUGCCAGGUUAACAGAUACAUUGUUAACAGCCUGAAAGAUGGAAGGAGAGUGAUUAUAUUGAUGGAUUUAGAUGUUCUGAAAACAGCUGAUGUGGUUGGUGCAAAUAUUGGCAAUCCAGUACCAUACAAUGAAGGACAGGGGCACCAGCAGCAACGUUCCUCAGCUCCAGCAGCCAGCCCAGCACACAGCAAACCACAGCAGCAGAAUGGAAAUUCAGCAGUAGGCCCCACUACUACUAAGUACCAUGGCCCCUCAAAGCAGUUUGGUAAAGCAGGUGGUACUAGCUUCUUGAGCACCCCUGGUGGAUCACAGUCCAAAGUGGUACCAAUUGCCAGUCUGAACCCAUACCAAUCCAAAUGGACCAUUUGUGCUCGUGUUACCCAGAAAGGCCAGGUUCGCACAUGGAGCAACUCCCGUGGUGAAGGAAAGCUGUUCUCUAUGGAGCUGGUUGAUGAAAGUGGUGAAAUCAGAGCUACUGCUUUCAAUGAUCAAGUGGACAAGUUCUUUCCCCUCAUUGAAUUGAACAAGGUGUAUUACUUCACCAAAGGCCAUCUGAAGACAGCUAACAAGCAGUACACAGCUGUGAAAAAUGACUAUGAGAUCACAUUCCAUAAUGAGACUUCUGUUGUACCCUGUGAGGAUGCUCAGCACCUUCCUUCAGUUCAGUUCGAGUUUGUGCCCAUCUCUGACUUGGAGAACACAUGCAAAGACUCAAUUAUCGACAUAAUUGGAGUCUGUAAGAGCUAUGAGGACAGCACUAAAAUUACAGUGAAAUCUACCAAUAGAGAGGUGUCCAAGAGGAAUGUGCAUUUGAUGGAUACAUCGGGGAAGAUGGUGACAGCUACUCUUUGGGGAGAUGAGGCUGAAAGAUUUGAUGGUUCUAGACAACCUGUGGUAGCCAUCAAAGGAGCCAGAGUCUCUGAUUUUGGUGGCCGGAGUCUCUCUGUCCUGGCCUCGAGCACAGUCGUGGUGAACCCAGAUAGUCCAGAAGCAUUUAAGCUCCGAGGAUGGUUUGACUCUGAAGGGCAGCUUUUGGAAUGUACCUCAAUCUCUGAUCUGAGAGGUGGACCAACAAUUGGGGGAAAUACCAACUGGAAAACUUUGCAUGAAGCUAAAUCUGAAAAUUUGGGACAAGGAGAUAAGGCAGAUUAUUUUAGCUGCGUGGGCACAGUGGUAUUCCUGCGCAAAGAGAAUUGCAUGUACCAGGCAUGUCCCUCUCAGGACUGCAAUAAAAAAGUGAUAGACCAACAAAAUGGACUGUAUCGCUGUGAGAAAUGCGAUCGCGAGUUCCCCAACUUCAAGUAUCGCAUGAUACUCUCGGUGAACAUUGCAGACUGUCAGGAGAAUCAGUGGGUGACUUGUUUUCAGGAGUCAGCAGAGGUCAUUCUUGGACAAAAUGCUGCUUUCCUGGGAGAACUGAAAGAAAAGAAUGAGCAGGCAUUUGAGGAAGUGUUCCAAAAUGCCAACUUCAGCUCAUACGAGUUCAGGAUCAGAGUCAAGUUGGAGACUUACAAUGAUGAAUCUCGUAUUAAGGCUACAGUACUGGAUGUGAAGCCUGUGAACCACAAAGAAUACAGCAAGAGGCUGAUCAUGAACAUCAGAAAAAACGCAGUACAGCUAGGUUGAGAAGGAUGGUGUUGAUUGAGCUGAAACUAGAACUUCCACACAGAAUAACUAAAGAGCUGAAGUUAAAUUGAUUUCUUCCCACCCCAUGUGACAAUUUGGCAUUAGUUAUACAGUGCAUGGUAGCCCUUUAUAGUGGGAAAGUGAUUUCAUGGAAUCCUGUGUGCAGAUAUCCCAGUGGUAAGUUAAAAGAAAGUCCAUAAUAAACCGAGGCCUCCUGAGUGCUCUAUCUUGGUCAAUUAAACUAUGGCAGAGCUAAAGAGGAAUCACUAGACAAACUGAUACUAGUUGCUCCAGCAGGCCUGCAACCUGUGUUAAGAUUUCAUUCUUCAGACAUUUUGUAUGCCUUUGCUAAAGUAACUUUGCUCUCUUCAGAGAUUUAAAGCUAAAUUACAGACAGAUUUUUUUCUCUUCUCUUCUUUUUUUUUUUUUACUAGAUGAGACUGGUGACACCCUUGACACUUUUGACUUGUUCUGAAGGGGGUGAAGGGGAGGGAGAGACUGUCAUACAGCUUUCUGAUGUGGACUAAGGAGAAAGAAAGGGCCUAUCAGCACGAGUCAGUUCUCCUUCCGCAGAAUUCAAAGGCUUUCUCUUUCCACAGGUGCCAGGCAGUUGUUAAUGCUUGGAAUGGCAAUAUGGUAGAAUUAUUAAUCAAAGACACAUCUCUCAUAUCUGAAGAAUAUCCUUCCUUCAGGGUUUAUCAGACUGAGUCAGAUGGGUCUGAUAUUAAUCAAAAUUGUCUCUUCUGGGAGAAGCUGAUAAGCAUUGACUCUCUGUCCCCCAGGGAAAUCUAGGCAACUACAAAGCAUUGCUUUAGUUUUCACUUCACAUACUUCUUGCCUUAUACAUAUUUCUUGUGUUGGUGUUUAAUUUCUUUGGUUUUGUUUGUAAAAGUGUUAAUCAGAAAGAAGUUUGUAAAUGGGGGCCACUUUAUGUUAAAACUGUGUUUCAAUAAACAAUAACAAUAAACAACAAAGCUUUUUGUU
Messenger RNA from Chelonia mydas (Green sea turtle), 2940 nucleotides. It is a transcript of the gene RPA1, whose product is annotated as replication protein A1. NCBI's taxonomy places the organism in Eukaryota, Metazoa, Chordata, Testudines, Cheloniidae. Gene Ontology annotation, biological process: double-strand break repair via homologous recombination; meiotic cell cycle; telomere maintenance via telomerase. The coding region runs from base 106 to 1956 and encodes 616 amino acids. Gene Ontology annotation, cellular component: nucleus; DNA replication factor A complex. The transcript has 17 exons. The record is from RefSeq and is a predicted model, not a curated record. Gene Ontology annotation, molecular function: single-stranded telomeric DNA binding; damaged DNA binding.